AUGGGUAAACCACAAUACACACAAAAAUUUAGAAAUGAUUGGUUAAAUAACAAACAAUUUAAAGAUUGGCUAAUAGAAGUUGAAGAUGAUGAAACAAAGGCCAAGUAUUUUUCAACUUCUAGACAGCUUUCAAAAUUUAUUAAACCAGAAACAUCAAAAUCUAACUCUGCUGAAGGUAGUUUGAGCUUGUUCGUUGCUGCCCAUACUUCAAUUUUACCAGUCAAUCAUUUGGGGGAAUUAUGCAAAAAAGUAUUUCAUGGCUGUGAUUCUGCCAACGAAUUAAAACUACAUCGAACUAAAUGUACAAAUAUAAUUGUAAAUAUUUUAGCUCCUCAUUUUAAUGGUGAUCUUUUAAAUAGUAUUGGCAGUAGGCACUACAGUAUUAUUAAUGAUGAAUCUACAAAUAUUAGUGUUACUGAAUUGUUAGGAAUCACAAUUUUAUAUUUUAAUAAAGAAACCGGUGAAGUAGUUUCUACUUAUUUAGCAUUAGUAGAAAUGAUUACAUAUGAUGCAGUUUCCAUAAUAAAUGCAAUAAUAAAUACAUUGAAAAUUAAAGCUGUGUCUGCAGCUGCUAAUGUUACAUUGCCAAGGCAUAUUGAUUUUCUAGUUAAAGAAACAUACAACUGGUUUGCUCAUUCAACUUUAAGACAAAAUGAAUAUAAAACUUUAAAUAAAGCAAUUAAUGAUAGACAUAGUCCAUUGAUAAUUAUUUUGGCUUGUGGGACCAGGUGGCUAUCAAUUGAAUCAGCUAUAAAUCGAAUACUAGAACAAUGGGUUGAAUUAAAAUUACUUUUUCAAAUGGCACGAACUAAAGAAAAAUGUUUCACAGCUGAAAUUCUAUAUAAUCUUUAUAAUGACCAACAGAAUUUUGUAUAUUUAACAUUUUUAAGUCCAGUUUUAUUUGAAGUACAAUCUGUUAACAAGGCAUUUAAAUCAAACACAGCUGAUCCGCUCAAAUUAUUAUCAACUUUAUCUAAUUUAGUUCAAUCGGUAUCUAAAAAAUAG
Molecule: messenger RNA, 1005 nt
Organism: Rhopalosiphum maidis (corn leaf aphid)
Lineage: Eukaryota; Metazoa; Arthropoda; Insecta; Hemiptera; Aphididae
Exons: 3
Coding region: 1-1005 (334 amino acids)
Source: RefSeq, a predicted model, not a curated record